AUGCGACAGAUCCAAUUACCCAAAAUAAGCCUGCCUACCUUUUCGGGAGGUCAAUUGGAAUGGGAAGGCUUCCGAGACUUGUUUCGUUCACUAGUGGGCGACGUGACGGACUUACCACCCGUUCAAAAGCUGCAAUACUUGAAAGCCAGCCUAACCGGUGAGGCGGCGGCAAUCGUGGCCAGUGUGGAACUCAAUGAUAAGGGUUACGAGUUGGCGUGGACAGAAUUAACCUCACGCUAUAAUAAUAAACGAGUAUUGCUCUCGACCCAUAUGCGUGCGUUUUUGAACAGUGCCGCGAUAGCAAAACCUUGCUCUACGGAGAUCAAACGCUUGAUCAGUGACGCGCUUCGGGCACGCCGCGCGUUCGCAUCUCUCGAGCGACCGACGGACGACGACUGGUUCGUCCACAUCACGGUAGAAAAAUUGGAUUCGUCCACGCGCCUCCUAUGGGAGGCCUCUCUGCAGACCAGUGAUGAGUUCCCGACCUUUAGAGAGCUGCAGGACUUCCUGCACACUCGCAUCCGCGCCCUGGACGCGGCCACCCCCAAGCCGUUGCCUGUGUCGGCCGUGGGCUCGAAGACUCCAGAUCGCAAAGGCAAGGUAAACGCGCUUGCGACCUCCGCCUCAGAAGAGCGGAAGGCAUCCAAGCGCUGCUCGCUGUGUCAAGGUAACCACGCUUUCAAUUAUUGUCCGCGCUUCGAGGCUCUUUCGGUGCCCCAACGACGGGAGCACGUGAAGAAACAGGGAGCUUGCUUCAACUGCCUCAGGUUGAAGCACGGUGCGUCGAACUGUCCCUCCGGCUCGCGCUGCUUGCGUUGCCAAGGGAAGCAUCAUACUAUGCUUCAUAACUCUGAUGAAUCCUCUCCCGCUAGCACAGAUACCAGCGAGGGCGUCACGACCACGGAGUCCCAGGCCAAGCCGAAGGACGCCCCGUCCACAUCGGCGAUACAGUCAAACGUAGCAGCCUUGACGGCGACCUCGAGGCGGCAGAUACUACUGUCUACCGCCCUGGCGACGUGUCCCAGCGCCGAUGGGAAGUCAGUGGUCAUCCGCGCGCUUCUCGACUCGGGAUCCGAGGCGACAUUUGUAAGCGAGCGCGUGGCUCAGGCGCUGAGACUGCCAAGACGGCGCGUCCGUAUCCCUCUCUCGGGAAUACAGGUAGCGUCCUCGGGUGUGGUCUACCACUCGGUGGCCCUCACGCUGGGCUCGCCUCGAGAUGCAGAACUGCAGGUCAGAUUGCCUGCAGCCCUAGUACUGCCAAAACUGACUUCGACGCUGCCGUCGCGCAGAAUGACGCGGGGUGACUGGCCUCACUUGGACGGGUUGGCUCUUGCCGAUCCUCGAUUUGAUCAGCCCGCUGGGGUGGACGCGAUCCUCGGAGCAGACGCUUAUGGGAUCCUCCUAAGAGAAGGACUGAAGAUGGGACCGGCGGGCGCCCCCUGCGCACAGGCGACCGCACUGGGUUGGGUGCUCAUGGGCCAAGCGUCAAAACCCGAACCGACGACCGCGGACCAGAGUGUCUCCGCGUUACACGUUGCGACGGCAGACGUGGAUCUAAAUCGAGCCUUACAGCGGUUCUGGGCGCUGGAGGAGUUGGAGACCGCUCCGAUUCCGACGCCAGAGGACGACUACUGCGAGUCGCUUUUUGCGACCACGCACACUCGCGAUACGCGUGGGCGUUACACCCUACGCCUGCCUCAUCGCCGGGAUCCACCACUGAAAUUAGGCAACAAUCGCCGCGAAGCGCUCAACAUAUUCGUCCGAUCUGAAAGCAGAUUAAGGCGUAACCCGUGCAUUCGAAGGAUGUAUACGGACUUUAUGGACGAAUACAAAACACUGGGCCACAUGGAACUCAUUCCGGCUACGGAACAGCAUCGCGAAGAUGCGUACUACUUGCCGCAUCACGCGGUCUUCAAGACCACGGACGAAGAGACUAAGAUACGCGUGGUAUUUAACGCUUCGCAUCGCACGCAUACCGGAGUUUCUCUCAAUGACCCGCUCUCGCAGGGCCCAAACUGCAGUCGGAGCUCUGGCUGA
Vollenhovia emeryi is the source of this 2037-nucleotide messenger RNA. RefSeq lists its product as uncharacterized. The coding region runs from base 1 to 2037 and encodes 678 amino acids. NCBI's taxonomy places the organism in Eukaryota, Metazoa, Arthropoda, Insecta, Hymenoptera, Formicidae. The record is from RefSeq and is a predicted model, not a curated record. The transcript has a single exon.